CUCAAGGCGUCGUUCUAUCGAUAUCAGCCGUCGCGACGCUCGAACGUGUCACAAUAUCUCAAAAACAAACAAAUACCUAGACAUAAUGUCUUCCUAAAACCAAACUGCCUAUCCCAAAAAUAGAAAAAUCAUGGAUUAUCGAUCCAAUUCUCCGCAAUCGUCGGACCCGUUUUCUGAAGAAAUGGAUACGAGUUCUGUGAAAGAAAAGGCCAUUUUAAACCGAACGGUGCCCAAGUUUAACAACAAUUUCAAAGCGGGUUACAUGCCAGUGGAAAAUGUAAAACCCGGAAUGAGAGGAAGGAAGACUUUUGCGUUUUGGACUUUGCUGGUUUUGCUGUUUAUUUUGGUAAUUGGGAAUCUGAUAUUGACGGUUACGAUUAUUGGUGUUCUAAAAUUAGGUCACGGUAUGCAAAGUAUAGAAUUGGUUCCUGAAUCACAAGCAAUCAAAUUCUUUGGAGAAGCCAAUCUUGAUCACCUAUACAAAAGAGAUGGAAAAAUUGAAUCGUUUCAAGACCAACCAAUGGAAAUAACCUCAUACUACAACUCCAUCAUACUUAAUUUAGUUAAAAACGGACGGGGGACACUAAAAGUUAAACUGGAUCCAAACGAAACAUUUUUCAGAGGAUUAAACUCUUUUGAUGUCAAAACUAUGCAAAGAGAAUCGAUAUUUACCAUCAAUGAACCGACUUAUGAAAAUUUAAAAAACGUUCACAAUUUAAGAACAAAACAUAUGCAAACCAACAGAAUAAGAAGUCCGUUAGAAGACGAUCUAACAGUUGAUGGGGAUUCAAUCAGUCUCAAAGGUGCUGAAGGAACGCAUAUUUUUGGUAAAGAUAUAAAAUGGGAAGCUGACCAAGAUAUCCACCUAAAGAGCUUAAAAAAUGGUUCCCUAGUUUUAGUUGGAAAAGAGGGUAUCUUUAUAGAUCUGAAUAAAAUCCCUGUGGCUAGACUCAGUAAUAACUACAUCACAUCACAAUUUAAAAUUUGUGUUUGUAUGCCAGUAGGCAAAUUGUUCAGGAUCCCAGUCGCGAAUCCUAAUGACAGAGUCCUUUGUGACCAUAUUAGUAUGGCACCUCAAUACAAUCCUUGUAUUUAAACAAAAAUUAGGUAUAAAAAUUAAUGUUUAGGAUGAAUUGUUUUGUUUUUGCAUGUCAUUUAUAGAAUAAUAAUUACGAACACAUCAACAACAAUAAGUAGAAGUUACAUAUCAUACAAAUAGUAUUUGUAAAUUAAAAUAUGUAGUUAGAUACAAAAUGGGCCUUAUUUUGGAAUCUGAACUUUACUAAUAGGCACUACUGAUCCCUAGGCAAAAAUUAACAGCUACAGUAGUCGACGCGCCAAAGAGAUGUAGCAAUAAAACUGCGUGAAUAUUGUGUUGAGGGCUGGGCUCUUGAAACCUCCUCUGACUAGGUUAUAGGCCAGGAGCAGGUUUUAGUAGAAUAAUGUAAUUAACAUCAAGAAUAAUAGAUCUAGGGAAUCUACACGUCGCCUUAAACACAUAGGUCUUUGCGGAAUAAAGUAAAUCUAAAUAAAAAACGAGAACGCCCAACGGUCGCACAGAAAACGAUCUGCUU
This is a messenger RNA of Psylliodes chrysocephalus, 1574 nucleotides long. NCBI's taxonomy places the organism in Eukaryota, Metazoa, Arthropoda, Insecta, Coleoptera, Chrysomelidae. The record is from the annotation of a GenBank genome assembly.